Molecule: messenger RNA, 2966 nt
Organism: Microbotryum saponariae
Lineage: Eukaryota; Fungi; Basidiomycota; Microbotryomycetes; Microbotryales; Microbotryaceae
Source: the annotation of a GenBank genome assembly
AUGCUUCAUAUACGUCGCCUCAGGAUCCUCGAAUAUCUUUCAUUCCUGCUCAUCAUCCUCUCGACGCUUCCAACACCCAAUCUUGCAUGGCCGCGCAGGUUGUCAUUGGAUCGCAACGCUGCCACGACUGUCCCAAGGCCAGCCUCGCGCGUUGAGCCGCUUGAGGCCUUCGGACUGCCUUCAUCCAGAUCCAAAUCCGGUCCUCCACCCAACCCGACAGCGGAUGUCGAGCGAUGGAACGAAGAGAUUCGUGGUGGGUGGUACGCCUCUCUAUUGGGGAUUAGCUCAGGCAUGCUCAUCGUCAACCUACUCGCCGGUCUCACGCGCUAGCGGCCUUGUUGCGGAGACUCUCCUAUUUCAAAGAAGCUUCUGGCGCCCCACAUUCCUCCCCGCGUGAACUUCGAAAGGAGGCCCAGGAUUAUAGUGAAGCAACAUACCGCUUUGAACAGCAAGGUUAGCUCAUUAUAGAGAGCUCAUUAUAUAUGAGUCUAGAUGCUAUCUACCUCAGGCUGCGUAAAUGACCGCAGUCUGAGCUUGCUCCAGCAGACGAAUCGGCCCUGCUCAGUCGCGGUCGAUCAUGUUUUUCGCAAAGUCUGCCGUCAGGCGCAUCGUCCUGCCAGAGUAUAGCAGGAUCUUCACCCCAUUCAAAUGAGCUGAGAGUCAAGACGGCGAUCAAGAUGGCACUUUGCGAAAUCAGGACGUCACGGUCAACUCGGGGCCCAAAGGAGUGUCAACCGUUUGAGGCUGGCGCCGAUGAAUCGAACGCAGGCGAAGAGCCUGAUCCGAGUAGCUGCGUUGAGCAAGUCUCUUUUCUGUUCAUAGCCUUCGAGAUACUAAUCUAUAAUGGCGCCCACAGAGCCCUAUCGCGCAGUCCACAAUACUGGAGCUCCUAUUCUGGGUAUCUACGAGAGAUCGGUCGGUGCUGCUCCAUAGUGACACGUCGGUUGCCCUGCUGAAGGCGACGCCAUUUACCUAUAGUAAUCUUGUGUUCGGCGUAUCGCCGCUGGGAGGAUUCAGGUCAGUCCGAAAGACACGCUAUGUAAGUCGGAAUGGAGAUCUUACGUCUCCGUUAGUGCAGAAACGGCCCGAGAAUUCCACCAGUCUACCGCGACGCGGCUAGCAGAUUUUGUCCAGCAGCUUCAGGAUCUCGAGCUCGUCAAGAAGGAAGCGAUGGCCACGGAGUCCGAGCAACGAGCCAGAGCCUUUCAAGUCCGUCGGCGCUUUGCAAGACAAGCUUGAGUUCUGAAUGAACCAGCCUGAAACUGAAUGCCGUUCUUCGUAUUGCAGGAUAUCUCCCAUCACAUCACUUCGAGACUGGAACCUUUGUUCGCAGCUUUCCGGACCAACGGUGCUGCACAACUCGACUCAUUUGCGCUGCUUCGGUCGGAGCUGUUGCACUCGAUCCAAUCCAUUGAACCGCUCGUGUCUCGCUCUCUUGAAGUGACACUACAAGAUGUGUCGCAUAUGCUCAAGGAUGUCACGCUGGAACACCGGAACCAGCUCGAGAAGGUCUCCCAGAAUACGGUAGCGCGGGUAAGAAAAUAUACUGGGGCCAACUGUCGAAAGUACAAAUAAGCACAGAUCCAACGCUACCGUACUCCUGACAGACAACCCAGGAGCUCGAUCGAUCACUGCUGGCGGUACAUGAUGCGAUUGAGACGUCAAUUGCGGCUCUCAACCAGUCGUCUAGCCAAGUUGUCAAAGAGAUGGUGGGUCUUUACGCAGCCGUGAAAGCUGGAGAGCACGUUGCUGAUGCGAUCUUACCAGCUUGCAAUGUCUUCCACUGUCGCUUCCAGUGGACGGUUCAUUCGGCGUAUGGAGAGAGUGAGCGAUACUGUUUGCGAAGAUAAAUAUCUCGUCUUCAUUGAUGAUGACGUCAUUGCACAGACCAUUCUUGGCCUUUCAGAUGCUGCGGAACAGCUUAGCUCCUCGCUUUCGACGUCGCUCGAAUUGGCCUCGAGGUCGCAGGUCUGUAAAACACGCCGCAAAGAGACGCAGGCUGAUUACACAGGGCUAAUUAAGGUACAAUAUUAUUCUAGGAAUUACAAGCAAGCAACCUCGAAGGGCUACAAAGAGACGUAUCCGUGCUGUCCGAGGCCGUAACAAACCUGACGCUACGGACGCGACCCAAGCUGCUCUCGAAGAAUCUCGGAUGGCUGGUAGCUCUGGCCAAUCGGCUACGCUUCGAUCCGGAGGAUUUCGUCAUCGCCACCAUGAGUGGUCAGUACCUCUUCGCCGAUCCGAUGUAUGCUGGAAAGACCACUGCUGACGCCGCUACAUGUUUCGGACCCUCGCUUGCCCAAAGCGCUGCUUCGUCUUCUGGGCGUGUGGAAGACUGGGAUCGCCGUGAUGACAAUGGCCUGCAUUAUUGGCAUCGCACAAGGUGAUUGGCUUCCGACUUCGGUGAGUGGUGUUUUUCCUUUUUAUCCAAUUCAUCUACCUUCGAGCUGAGAUAAAGGUUCACGCAGCUGCUCAUGCGAGUGGUUGGAUCGAUUGCUGGCGCUGGUGCAUUGGUGCGGAUGAUCGGCAUCUCGGUCGCCCGGAUCAGGAAGAGAAGGGCGGCGGCGUUUCAAGACUCCCAGUGAGUCUUUAUCUCUUUAAAGCUGUGCUUUCCUAGUAUUGGCGCUGAAGGGACAUUCAUUGGAGCUAGACGCCCACUCGCCAGCGGCGGAAGUCCGACAAGCUUGCCGAUGUCCGAACUGGCGCUCGAAGCAAGUCGAUUCGCACUUUCCAAUCCACCGUCCCAUCUUCGCGCGGGAAUUGGAUCCUUUACUCGACCGAGGCGUAUGCGAUGCAUUGAGUCAAAUAAAGCCGCAAGAGGAUGGCCAGCUUUCGUACCGGCCGAAUCGUACGGGACGUGGGCGGCGAGUGGUCCGAAUUGGCACCACCGCCGCGGCGGCGAGUUCAGACAGUCGGAGCUGGACGCCGAGCCACUCGAUGAAGCUUGUGAUGGGGCAUGUGUUUGA